AUGGCAGCGACAAAUGGAAGCGCUCCUGUGUUCCUGGGAGACUACAGUUUCAACACGGGGAGACUCAAACAAUUCUCGCCUGUUGAUUACGUCAUGUUUGCCAGCAUCCUGGUGAUAUCUGCCGGUAUUGGCUUCUAUCAUGCCUGGAAGGAUCGUAAGCAGAAGAGUUCCGACGACUUUCUCUUGGCUGGAAGGAACAUGAGCCCCUAUCCCGUGGCCCUGUCGCUGCUGGCUAGCUUUAUGUCCGCCAUUACGUUGCUAGGGACUCCAGCAGAGAUCUACAAUUAUACAACCAUGUAUUUCUGGAUUGGUCUCGGCUACCUGUUUGUGAUCGCUGGAGCCAGCCACAUCUACAUCCCCGUGUUUUACAACCUUGGGGUCACCAGCGCAUACGAGUACCUAGAGAAACGUUUCUGCGCGGGCGUGCGGACAUCAGCCUCCAUGAUAUUUGUGCUUCAGAUGAUUCUCUAUAUGGCCAUCGUGUUGUACGCUCCUAGCCUUGCCCUUAAUGCUGUGACUGGUUUCACAUUGUGGGGAUCCGUGAUUUCUGUGGGCAUCGUCUGCACUUUAUACACAGCACUUGGCGGCAUGAAGGCAGUGUUGUGGACUGACAGUUUCCAGUCAAUCAUGAUGAUCAUCAGUCUGCUGGCUAUCGUCAUCAGGUCAUCGGUUGUGGUCGGAGGAUGGGACGCUGCCUGGCAAUCUGGCCUGAGAACCAAUAGGAUCUGGUUUACUGACUUUCGUGUGGACCCCUCUGUCAGACAUAGUGUCUGGGCACUAGCCUUUGGUGCUUAUUUCACAUGGGUCGCCAUCUUUGGGACCAACCAGGCAAUGGUACAACGAACUGUGACUUGCCCUACACUAAGGAAAGCACAACUGGCUAUGUGGCUGAACUUCCCGGGACUGUGUGUCAUCCUCUACAUCAGCUGUGUUAUCGGCAUGUUCAUGGCUGCCUUCUACGAGAAAUGUGAUCCCAUGAAAGCCAAAUUUGUUGACGAUUCUAAUCAGAUUUUGCCGAUGUUUGUCAUGGAUGUGCUGGGAGAUAUCGUGGGUCUACCGGGUCUCUUUGUGGCUGGACUCUUCAGUGGAGCUCUCAGCACUAUUUCUUCGGGGCUAAACUCCAUCUCUGCCUGUGUCCUGGAAGACGUUAUCCGAAUCUACUUCAAGUCGUACAUGAAAGAGAGCAGGGCGAGGAUUGUGUCCCAGGUGCUGG
This is a messenger RNA of Candidula unifasciata, 1213 nucleotides long. The record is from the annotation of a GenBank genome assembly. Lineage: Eukaryota; Metazoa; Mollusca; Gastropoda; Stylommatophora; Geomitridae.